AUGGGCCUCAGCAACUCCGCCGUCAUCGUCAUCGUGAUCGUCGCCUGCCUGGCCUCCGUCACACUCGGCGCCGCGCUCUUCCGCCAGUACAACCCGGCCGAGGGCGGACUGGUCGGGCACGACUUCCCGCGCGAGCAGCAGAUGUACAUGCGCUCGGUGCGCCUGAAGAACAUGGGCUUUAACUAUCGCGAGAGUCGCACGCCGAUGCCGAGGGAUGUGGAGAGUGCGAUGACUGCGGAUGACUCGUCGAGGUAUUAG
Aspergillus mulundensis is the source of this 258-nucleotide messenger RNA. RefSeq lists its product as uncharacterized. The record is from RefSeq and is a predicted model, not a curated record. Lineage: Eukaryota; Fungi; Ascomycota; Eurotiomycetes; Eurotiales; Aspergillaceae. Bases 1 to 258 code for a protein of 85 amino acids. The transcript has 2 exons.